Molecule: messenger RNA, 1995 nt
Organism: Cyphellophora europaea CBS 101466
Lineage: Eukaryota; Fungi; Ascomycota; Eurotiomycetes; Chaetothyriales; Cyphellophoraceae
Exons: 2
Coding region: 1-1995 (664 amino acids)
Biological process (GO): regulation of transcription by RNA polymerase II
Cellular component (GO): nucleus
Molecular function (GO): RNA polymerase II cis-regulatory region sequence-specific DNA binding; DNA-binding transcription factor activity, RNA polymerase II-specific
Source: RefSeq, a predicted model, not a curated record
AUGGUAAGUAUCACUAACCAAUACCACGGACAGCAAAUUUUGCGAGAAGCGCAACAGCUUCGCGCCGCCCGACCGGGCCAGCAGCAUAUCACCACGGACCUACCAAACCCUCCCCAAUGUGCAAUCUACCCAAACUCUCAACCCUCUACACCAUACGACCAUAUGUCAAUCAACACUGCCAUGUCGAAACAGGCCAUGCAGUACUCUAAUUCACCCUAUUUCCCAUACGACAUGAGCCCGGCUGUCAGCCCAAUACAGAACCAGUUCCCCAAUGUUCCUCGUGUCGAUGAGAACGCCCAGCACUACUUUCAGAACGUACACUCUGAUCAAGAUCCCAACAUGAUCUUCGAUCGGAGAAUGUCUCAACCAGAACUGCGAAUUCAGUCGGUGAGACCGCAUACUCCUUCGGAGCAGAUCCAGAAUGCGCAAUAUCCUCUAACACCUCCGGGGACACAGCAUGUCCACCAUCAGCAACAGAUGCAGAACUUGAGGCAUCAGCAAGCCACUCCACCCAUCUUCUCUCCUCACCCUGUAUCGAUGCAGCGCGGGCGCUCCCUUCAAGGCAUUGUUGAGCACGACGAGUCGAAGCUACAACCUAAUCCCAUUCGCCAACGGCCUCAGUCAAUGCUUCCAACCCCGGCCAAAGAUCGGUCUUUCGAGGUUGCCGACAUGCCCGUUCCCAGACACACCGGCGCUUCCAGCCCAAGUCCUCAAAAUGAGCCCUCGAAGAAUGAAGCUCUACCUUUCUUCGAUGAGACCGGUGGUGAGGAUACAUCAAGCCCUGCAGCCGACCUCAAGUCUCGUCCCGCUCCAAUUCUUAUUUCAUCGCAGCCGAAGUCUGGCUCUCAGUCUCCAUCACGCCCCGCUCUGUCACCUCGCCGCAUGUCCAUUUCUGAUCUCAAUCUCGAGCCCGGUAUCCAUGCUUCCAUUGAAGAAACCAAUAUCUCCAUUGACGAUAUCGCCCAAUUCAUUGACGGCCCAGAGGCUUCAGACAACAAGUGGGUUUGCAAAUACGAAAACUGCAAUAAGCGUUUCGGCCGCAAGGAGAACAUCAAGUCCCACGUCCAGACUCAUCUUGGUGAUCGUCAGUUCAAAUGCGACCACUGCAACAAGUGCUUCGUUCGAGGUCACGACCUGAAGAGACAUGCCAAGAUCCAUACCGGCACCAAGCCAUACCCUUGUCUCUGCGGCAACUCCUUCGCCAGGCAUGAUGCUCUCACCCGACACCGCCAGCGAGGCAUGUGUAUUGGUGCCUUCGAAGGUAUCGUCAAGAAGCCCAUCAAACGUGGCAGGCCUCGCAAGCAUCGCCCGGAGAUGGAUGAUCGUCUCGACAAGGCCAGUCGCAGCCGUCACGCUCACGAGUUGGCUCAUUAUGCCACUUCAUCGUCAUCGGGCUCGCCAUCUAGCUGGGAGUCUCCUCCUACAGACACCAUGGAUGCCCUGAGUGUCCGCGAUGAUUCUCCUUUCAGCGAUGUUGCUCUGUUUGGCAUGCCCAAUGGUGCAUCGAUGAGUCUCAACACCGACACUGCCUCCUUCCCUCCCGAGAUGUUUGGCUUCACGCCUCCCACGAGCCCUCAGUGGAGCACUGGCAACAAGGCUAGCCCUGCUCACUAUUCGCCUGCUCCUACAGACCUCGGUGACUACCCUCAGAUGACCCAAUCUCAGGCCCCUAGCUUGCCUCGUCUAGACGAACGCGCGCUGAUGCCCAAUCAAGCCACAAACAUAACUCUUGGCCACGGUAUGCAGACCGGCCGCUCUCAGCAAAGUCAAGCCCACUCGCUGCCGGCCUUGUCGCACACUAGCUCAAGCCCACCUCCAGCCGAAUUAGUCUCUUUUGAUUUUGUCGAGAUGCCAGUCACCACCGCCAGCGAUGCUCUGAACAUUAAUGCGGCACGCAAGCUUGAGCAGCCCAACGACUUCGACGCCUUCCUGACGGACAACUUCUAUGACGGCACCGAAAUGAUGGCUGACGACAGCUUCUUCUCCAUGCAGUGA